Molecule: messenger RNA, 1225 nt
Organism: Amphimedon queenslandica
Lineage: Eukaryota; Metazoa; Porifera; Demospongiae; Haplosclerida; Niphatidae
Product: serine/threonine-protein kinase mTOR-like
Exons: 9
Coding region: 131-1186 (351 amino acids)
Biological process (GO): TORC1 signaling; negative regulation of macroautophagy
Cellular component (GO): TORC1 complex; TORC2 complex; cytoplasm
Molecular function (GO): protein serine/threonine kinase activity
Source: RefSeq, a predicted model, not a curated record
UGAGGAGGUGAGAGAGUGUGUUCUGCUCUCACUCGAUGAAAAGUUUGAUACUCAUCUGGCCCAAGCUGAGAAUUUGACGUCACUUUUUAUUGCAAUUUAUGAUGGAGUUUUUAGAAUAAGAGAGCUAGCAAUGUGUACCAUUGGUAGACUCAGUAACCUCAAUCCAGCUUAUGUCAUGCCAACACUGAGGAAAGUAUUGAUUCAAAUCCUCACUGAGUUAGAGUACAGUGGAAUAGGUCGUAAUAAGGAGCAGAGUGCUAGACUGCUGGGGCAUCUCAUAGCCAAUGGACCUAAACUAGUCAAGCCAUACCAGCAACCCAUACUGAAGGUGUUGAUACCUAAGUUAAAGGAGCCUGGUGUCAAUCCCAAUGUGACAGUGAAUAUAAUGGCUGCUAUUGGUGAACUGGCUCAAGUGGCUGGGGUAGGACUGAGGCCUUGGGUCAAAGAACUGUGUCCUAUUAUCAUGGAAAUGCUGCAAGACGCUAGCUCCGUCCCUAAGAGAGAGGUUGCUUUGUGGACUCUUGGUCAAGUAGUGGAGAACGCCGGGUAUGUUAUUGAGCCUUACUAUGAGUAUCCAGAUCUCCUUGAUGUGUUGUUCAAUUUCCUCAAAACGGAGCAAACACCAGCAAUAAGAAGAGAAGUGAUACGUGUUCUUGGUUUGUUGGGAGCUCUUGAUCCUCAUAAACACAAAGUGAGGAAAGGAAGGACCCUUCGUAAUACAAUGGGUAUGCCCAUCAGUAAACCAAUGGACAAAGGAUCCAAAGGAACUGGCGGUCCUGCUGAUUCAGCUAGUGAACUGCUUGUACAAAUAUCAGGGAAUAAUUUAGAUGAUUUCUAUCCAGCAGUAGCCAUCAGUUCAUUGAUGAAGAUACUUAAAGAUCAGUCACUCUCUCAGCAUCAUGUCAUGGCCAUACAAGCUCUUGGAUUUAUAUUCAAGAGCCUUGGGAUGAAGAGUGUCCCUUAUCUACCUCAAGUGAUGCCUCCUUUCCUGAGUGUCAUUACAACGUGUGAGAAGCACAUGAGAGAGUUCAUGUUCAAGCAGUUGGGGCAGAUUAUAUCGAUCAUCAAACAACACGCUAGGGACUACAUGCCUGACAUACUAGCAGUAGUACGAGUGAGUAUAACCUCACACACUAUCAUUCACUAUGUAGUAUUCUGCAUUAUAUUAUGUACAGUGUAUAUAUAAUAUGUAUAUGUAUAUGUAUUUUGUCUUAAUCUUGCACUG